Hypomesus transpacificus is the source of this 808-nucleotide messenger RNA. RefSeq names its product colony stimulating factor 1a (macrophage) (gene csf1a). Bases 142 to 711 code for a protein of 189 amino acids. NCBI's taxonomy places the organism in Eukaryota, Metazoa, Chordata, Actinopteri, Osmeriformes, Osmeridae. The transcript is spliced from 5 exons. The record is from RefSeq and is a predicted model, not a curated record. Gene Ontology annotation, molecular function: cytokine activity; growth factor activity. Gene Ontology annotation, cellular component: membrane.
CAGAGUUCCCUCCCAACUUUUCUUUACUUUGUAUAGGCAGGCACAUUGAAUGUAAUAUAAUCUGAUAUUCGCCAAAGACUGGACCUCUGCUUCAAUGACUCUAAAAGUGGACUCUAUUUUCAAUUUGCCCAGGUCAGCCAGAUGAACACACACAAACCCAAGGCUAGGCAUCUGUGCUUCCUGCUGCUCCUGUGCUUAACCCUGGCGUGGAGUGGCGUCCCUGGUCCAUGUCGGCACUCUGUGACAAAAGAUCACCUUCUGAACAUCAAUCACCUGAUUGAUAACCAGUUGGAAAAUGGUUGUCGAAUAAGAUAUCUAUUCACAGAGCGUCAGAGUUUGAGUAAAGUCUGUUACAUCAAAGCAGUCUUUCCACAAAUCCUGGAGCUUCUUAAUACCCAGUUCCAGUAUGGCAAGAGGUCAGACAAUAGACGCUAUGUCAACGUCCUUAAGAACAUCAUCUUUGACCUCUAUUCUCAACGAUGUAUACCGGAGAUCAAUGAAGAGUUUGAGGAUAGCCCAGUGAAGUUUGUUAGGGUGCACAGCACCUCCCCCAAAGAGGCUCUGCGGACAGUAAAGGGCGUGUUCCAGAUGUACAUGGCAGUGCUGAAGGAGAGCCACAGGGCCGUGGACUGGAACUGUGAGGAAGAGUAUGCUGAAGACUACCCACAAUCCACCACAGGUAUGAGGAAUGUAUUUAGUGAUGUCAUUUAGAGGUUGAAACUAAAGGUUCAUGCCUGUCAGACUCUUUUCUGUACUGUCGGCUAGGGAGGUGCUUCUCCCUCACCGAGGCCGAUGAUAUACAAAUUUC